CUGCUGCUGGAGUUGAGCCAAAGAAGAAGCAGCAGCAGCAGCAGCGGGGACAGACAGGUCCUGUGAAACACCAGGAAACAGCACCAGUCACCUCCCAGUAACCUCCCAGUCCGGACUGGAAACUGCUCCUCCGCCAGCUUCUCUCUUUGUUUAAUCAGCAGCUCGUCUCCGUCCUGCUCCUCCGCUGCAGCUACACUGAGCUAGCUUAGCCUGUUAGCUUAGCGGGGCACCGUGUGAGUGAGUGUGUCAGUGUGUGCGCGUGCAGGACUCCAGCACCAGACCAGAACACACUGACCCGGAGCUGAAGCAGAACCGACCCGGAGCUGAAUCAGAACCGACCCGGAGCUGCAGCAGAACCGACCCGGACUUCACUGCGCUGCACGCGGAGUCUGAAGUGAAAUCGCGCUGCAAAAUCCGGAAGUGUGGAUGAGCUGUGCUGCUAGCAUCGUGCUAGCUGCACCGCUUCAUUGUGCCGCUCGAGGGGGGGGAAGCGUCCGGGUGUCAGAGCCCUGCUCCGGCAGCGGAUCGGUCUCUCAUCGUGGUGAAGAGGCACCGACAUGAUUCCAGACAAAGCCCCGAAGGAGGACGUCUUCCACGGGUCCGAGGACCUGAAGAAGGAGGCGCACGUCUCCAGCUUCGACCGGUACAAGGAGCUGUACGCGAGCUCCAUCGAGCGGCCCGACGAGUUCUGGGGAGACAUCGCUAAAGACUUCUUCUGGAAGACCAAGCACACGGGUCCGUUGCUCCAGUACAACUUCGACGUGACCAAAGGAGAGAUCUUUGUGAAGUGUAUGGAAGGAGCCACGACCAACAUCAGCUACAACCUGCUGGACCGCAACGUGCACGAGAGGAAGCUGGGCGACAGAGUGGCCUUCUACUGGGAAGGGAACGAGCCGGGGGAUGAGCUGACGGUGACGUACAGGGAGCUGCUGCAGAGCGUCUGCCGCUUCGCCAACGUCCUGAAGUCUCAGGGCGUGAAGAAGGGCGACCGUGUGUCCAUCUACAUGCCCAUGGUGGUGGAGCUGGUGGUGGCCAUGUUGGCCUGUGCUCGGAUCGGAGCCGUCCACUCCAUCGUGUUCGCAGGUUUCUCUGCUGAGUCUCUGUGUGAGAGGAUCAUGGACUCUCAGUGUUCACUGCUCAUCACCGCAGACGGGUUCUAUCGAGGAGACAAGCUGAUCAACCUGAAGCUCUUAGCUGACGAAGCACUGCAGAAGUGCAGAGACAAGGGAUUCCCGUUGGACAAGUGCAUCAUGCUGAGACACUUGUCCAAAGAGGCAGAGGACACGUCUCAGUCUCCUCCAGCCAAACGAGCCUGUCCUGAUCUGCAGCAGGAGAAACAGACAGGGAGAAUAAAGAAAACACGUCCUGUUCCGCAGGUCCCGUGGAACCCUGACGUGGACCUGUGUUGGCUCAGUCUGACCCGAGCAGCUUCAGACGAGUGUGAACCCGAGUGGUGCGAGUCUGAAGAUCCGCUGUUCAUCCUGUACACGAGCGGCUCCACCGGCAAACCCAAGGGAGUUCUUCACACAGUCGCCGGCUACAUGCUCUACACCGCCACCACCUUCAAACUGGUGUUCGACCACCAGCCCGAUGAUGUUUACUGGUGCACGGCAGACAUCGGCUGGAUCACCGGACACUCCUACAUCACCUACGGCCCUCUGGCCAACGGCGCCACCAGCGUGCUGUUCGAGGGCCUGCCCACCUACCCGGACGUGAGCCGCAUGUGGGAGAUUGUGGACAAAUAUCAUGUGAGCAAGUUCUACACGGCUCCCACCGCCAUCCGGCUGCUGAUGAAGUACGGCAGCGAGCCGGUGAAGAAGUUCAAGCGAGACUCCCUGAAGGUCCUGGGGACGGUGGGGGAGCCCAUCAACCCGGAGGCCUGGCACUGGUACUACAACGUGGUGGGAGAGGGGAGGUGUCCCAUCGUCGACACCUUCUGGCAGACGGAAACGGGCGGACACGUGUUGACUCCUCUUCCUGCAGCAACACCCAUGAAGCCUGGAUCUGCUACGUUCCCGUUCUUCGGAGUGGUGCCGGCCAUCUUGAAUGAGUCCGGAGAGGAGCUGGAGGGGCCGAGCGAGGGAUACCUGGUGUUCAAGCAGCCGUGGCCCGGAGUGAUGAGGACGGUGUUUGGAAACCACCAGAGGUUUGAAACCAUUUACUUCAAGAAGUUCCCAGGAUACUACGUCACUGGAGACGGUUGCCGUCGAGACAAGGACGGGUACUACUGGGUCACUGGGAGGAUCGACGACAUGCUGAACGUCUCAGGUCACCUGCUGAGCACAGCGGAGGUGGAGUCGGCGCUGGUGGAGCACGAGGCCGUGGCCGAGGCGGCGGUGGUGGGUCGACCCCAUCCGGUGAAAGGAGAGAGCCUCUACUGCUUCGUGACGCUCAACGAUGGACUGACGCUCAGCCGCUCGCUGGAGGCAGAACUCAAACAACAAGUCCGGGAGAAGAUCGGUGCCAUCGCCACGCCGGACUUCAUCCAGAACGCCCCGGGACUCCCCAAGACCCGAUCAGGGAAGAUCAUGAGACGGGUGCUCCGCAAAAUCGCCUGUGACGAGCGGGAGCUGGGGGACGUCUCCACGCUCGCCGACUCCUCGGUGGUCGAGCAGCUCUUCCAGAACAGAUGUGGAGCCGGCGUGUGACGACCUGGGAUCCUCGCUCCGAUGGCGGCUACACAACGACAGACACACACUGAACAAAGGAUGGAGAAGGAGGACAGGAGGAGGAGGAGGAGGAGCUCUCUGAACUCGGUCUUAACUUGAUAACAACCUCUAGCUCCUGCUCAGCACGUGUUCAACAUGACGUCGUUGUGUAUUUCACAUCACGACAGAUGUCAGCAUCUGGAUUGAACCGGUUGAUGAAGUGUCCAGAGGAUGCUGAUAGAAGCUUCCAGUGAGGGGGAGGAGCUAGAGGUCGUUAGUGGGUAAGACCGUCCUGCAGCCGGACGCUGCUGGAGGCGGAGUCUUGUUUUAGCCAAUUAAUACUUUAACGUGUAACUCUCAGUCAAAGCAUAGAUCCAGGGCCCCCCCCCCCCCCGUCCUGUUCUUCACACGGAGGAUUUGCUUCAUUUGAAAAAGCUUCAUUUUAAUUUCCAUUGUAAUUCUUUAAUGUAGAUUUGUUUCCUCUUGUGUUUGACUGAGGAUCUUUUGUGUUUGUGCGUCUGCACGUUGGUCGCCUUCGUUUUCUUCUUCAGUAUUUUAAUUGUAUUUGGAGGAUCUGGUGGAAACAGCAGAGUCCAGCUCCUCGCGGCUCAGGAGACGAACGCUCGUUCACUAACCAACGAUAUGAGUCCUUCACAUUGAGCCGGAAUCAAAGGGAACAUUUGAAUAUUCAAGAUCCUUUUUAUUAAAGAAUCAUGUCAGGGGAAGAAACUGAUGUGUGUCUGUCACCAUGAAAAACCAGCAACAUGUUUCCAUCGCUCAGCAGCUUCCUCCCGUCUGAGGCCGAGCUCAAACAUGUAGAGGAAAGAAAAACACCUCGAGCCAAAUGUGUCCUCAAGAGAAGAAAAAGGUUUCAUUAAACAUCUGUUUCCAUCUGCGUGUUUCACCUGAGCUCCUCAUCUCUGCUGCUGAAACAAGGAAACACUUUAAAUUCAUUGACAAAAGUUGCUUCAGUCACUUUCCAACAAAUUGUAAAAGAAAAUAAACGAAUUGAGAACGUCCGGGUUUUGGAUCUGAAGGAAUCGGAGAUCGUCUCCGGAUCUGGAGAAUGUUUCUGAUGUGAUCAAAUCAAGUCGACGACUAAUGAAUCAAAAACAAUCCACAGAUUAACUGAGGAAUUCAUUGAAUAAUACUUUAGUCUGACGUUUUGACUUCAUUUUCUAAAGUUUGAUUGUCAUGUUUUUCUCGUGUAAUGAGUCGGACACUUUCUGUUCUUCUUGUUUUCAUGUCUCUGUGGGUGUCGAGCAGUAAAAGGACGUGACCUCUGA
Messenger RNA from Platichthys flesus (European flounder), 3934 nucleotides. RefSeq names its product acyl-CoA synthetase short chain family member 2 (gene acss2). NCBI's taxonomy places the organism in Eukaryota, Metazoa, Chordata, Actinopteri, Pleuronectiformes, Pleuronectidae. The record is from RefSeq and is a predicted model, not a curated record. Gene Ontology annotation, cellular component: cytoplasm. Gene Ontology annotation, molecular function: AMP binding; acetyl-CoA synthetase activity. The transcript has 19 exons. The coding region runs from base 558 to 2648 and encodes 696 amino acids.